UUAGCCAUUCAUUACUGGACGCAAAGAUCACAAGUGUGCUGUCCUUAUGUCACGAUCAGGUGAUCCUUAGCGCAGUUCAGAGUAUUAUACAGAAUAUGAUUGCGUGCGAAGACGCCCAACAACAGCCCCAUUACCUCCAAACCUUUGGUUUCGGGGGUUUGUGGCGAUUCGCGGGUCCCUUCUCGAAGUCCUAUCAGUCAAACCUGGAUAACGCCGAACUGUUCGUCAACUGCUUGGAAGCGAUGGUCGAGACGUGUCUGCCUGUGGACGACGGGGAGGUGCGUGAACUGGAGUACCCGUCGACUCUGUCGGUGUCGUCCACAAUGAAUCUCUCGUCGUCGAUGUCAUCGCUGACGUUGGGUUCGCCCACCGAUAAGGAGAUGAAUGCCAUGAAUGCCAUGAAUGCCACGGAAUAUCAUUCAACUAAUUCUGUGUCGAGCGGUGCCGCCAACUGCGAGACCAAACGUAACGGUGCUUCCAAUCAACACCCGUUCAUCAAACAAAGGAGUUUCAAGUGUAAGGCACCCAAAAACGGUAGCAAAUGAUGCCAUCGAUUGAAUACAAAUUGUUAUAAUUAUUGUAAAUAUUUAUUCUCUUAAUUAUAAUUAUAAUUAUUAUGAAAACUGUUUUACUGUUCGUUAAUCUAUUGACUGUUCUAUUGAUCUCAAGAGCUAACGAUGAGAGACCUGUUAUUUACCAUUAAAUCACUUAUACAUCGAUUUAAUUAUGUUUAAAAGUCUUGUUAAAUAUAAAUAUAAGUUAUUAUUAAAUGCUUUUAAAUUAUCAACUCUUAAGACACACACGAAAG
Molecule: messenger RNA, 808 nt
Organism: Oppiella nova
Lineage: Eukaryota; Metazoa; Arthropoda; Arachnida; Sarcoptiformes; Oppiidae
Source: the annotation of a GenBank genome assembly